Molecule: messenger RNA, 2799 nt
Organism: Cyprinodon variegatus (sheepshead minnow)
Lineage: Eukaryota; Metazoa; Chordata; Actinopteri; Cyprinodontiformes; Cyprinodontidae
Gene: hsd3b7
Product: hydroxy-delta-5-steroid dehydrogenase, 3 beta- and steroid delta-isomerase 7
Exons: 6
Coding region: 890-1990 (366 amino acids)
Biological process (GO): steroid biosynthetic process
Molecular function (GO): 3-beta-hydroxy-Delta5-steroid dehydrogenase (NAD+) activity
Source: RefSeq, a predicted model, not a curated record
AUCCCCUUGGGGAGCAGUGUGUGGUUAGUCUUUGCUCAGAGUGGCAGUCUGUGGGAGUUGGGCUUGAACUGAGAGUAUCAGGAUUCCAAGCUCCAUGCCCUAACCACUAGGCCUGUUAUGACAUGUAAGGUGACACAAUAACUUGAUUCUUUUAGUGUUAGUUUUUUUUUAUUUUCUGUUUCAGUAUCACUACGAUCAUUACAAACACUCAACAUGACUCACACUACUAGAAUAGCUUGGUAUUCAUUUGUCACAUGAUAUACAAUGUAUAACGUGCUUCCAUCAGCAUUACAAAUGCUAGAUUUACUGGUCAUCUUCACAGUUAUCUAUAAUAAACCAAACACCUUUAAUGGGAAAAUAUAAACCAGUAAAUGCAUUCAUAUUUUUUAAUAUUUACUUGUCAACAUAUCUUCCCAACAUAGAAAGAAAAGCUUCCAUAGAUUGUUUAUUUUCAUAUUGGAGUGUUUGCUUUAAAUCUUAACCCUUCUUACAUUCUAGCCUGUCCUCCCUUCACAUUUUAUUCUACCAACCUUUCUGCUAUUUCAUCUAAUGAUAAUGUCAACAAACAGCAUACUGGAGAGGCGUUUAGCCAUUUGAUUCAGGUGAGAUGAAAAAAGACUCGGUUCCAGGCUUUAUAUUAUUAUUUUUUUUAUGUAUUUAUGUUUUGUGAAAUUGUCUAAGAGGGGCUCAGUACAAGUGUAUACAAAAUGACAAAAUACAUCUAAGUCAAUAUAUACAGAGACGCAGAUAAAUGCUGGUGCCGUAGUCAGGGCAACUGCUUGGUUUAUUUUCCCCCCCACUUCCUUGUAGAAAGCCACGCCCAUAUUCCUAUAUAAGCGCUCUUCUAGCUUCGGCUUUCAAUCGUACCUCAGCAGCUCUCAUCUGCAUAAUGACAGAAAGCAAACGAACUCUCGUCUAUUUGAUCACCGGAGGCUGCGGUUUCCUCGGAAAGCAUCUGCUUGAUGUUCUGAUAGAGAAGGAGGAAGAGCUGGCGGAGGUGCGGGUGUUUGACAAACACAUAGACCGGAGCUUUAGCGAGCGGAGAGGCGCAGAUGAUGUGAAAGUGACUACCCUCCAAGGAGACAUCACAGAUUACAGCAGCGUGUUGGAGGCCACCCGGGGGGCUGAUGUCGUUAUCCAUGCUGCCAGCCUGGUGGAUGUUUGGCACAAAAUUCCGGAGGCCACGAUCUACUCUGUCAACGUUACAGGAACGGAGAAUGUGAUCAAAGCGUGCGUGGAAUGUGGCGUUGAGUGCCUUGUCUACACAAGCAGCAUGGAAGUGAUUGGACCCAACCUCAAUGGAGAUCACUUCAAGAGAGGCAAUGAAGACACGAAGUAUGAAAUUAAGCACACUAUGGCCUAUCCCAAGAGUAAGACAAAGGCAGAGAAAAUGAUCCUGGAGGCCAAUGGCAGAAAGGUGAGGGGGGGGGAGUGUUUAUACACCUGCUCACUAAGACCGACGGGGAUCUAUGGCGAAGGUCACCAUCUAAUGAAGGACUUCUACAACCUGGCUGCAGAACGGGGAGGCCUUGUUAUUGGGGGCAUCCCAGAUCACAUUGAACAUGGGCGUGUCUAUGCAGGUAACGUCGCUUGGAUGCAUGUCCUUGCUGCUCGAGCCCUGAGAGGGAAUCCUGGGAAAGUUGGUGGUGAAGCUUUUUUCUGCUACGAUGACUCCCCCUAUAAAAGCUACGAGGACUUCAACAUGACAUUGCUGUCUGAGUUCAACUUUCGGAAGGUCCGCAUGCCUGCAAUCGUUCUGUUGUUCCUGGCCUUCUUAAAUGACUUUCUUCGCUGGAUACUGAGUCCAGUAUACAACUACACACCACUGCUUAACCGAUAUACGCUGGCUGUAGCCAGCACCACCUUCACAGUGCAAACGGACAAAGCACAGAGAUAUUUCCAGUACCAGCCCCUCUAUGAUUGGAAUCAGUGUUUAGCACGUACACAAACGUGGAUCAGAACUUUUCCGUCUAAACCAAAGAACUGUUAGUAUUUCCUCAACCACCACAGCGUUUUCAGACCCCAAUUAUGCAGGCAAGCAAGAUCCAGAUCAAGAACGACUUGCUGCUCAUUAAAAUACCCUGAGCUAUAAAAGGCAGUGAGAGCAUUUUUAGUCGCUCGUAUCAAAUCAUAAAUCACAUCUUAAUCACAAGAAACAACCUUUUCUGGCUCUUUCAUCUGUAGUUAAUAACUAGAUUACACGCAAAAAUGUAUGUCUAGUGCCUUGUUACCAUGGAGAUGAAAUAUAGCACAACUUACAGAAAAGCUAAACACUUUAUUUUUGUAACUGUGACUCGUGUCUGUCGAUCUCAUUUAGUUACAACAAUGUCUUUACCUUCUAGCACUGCAUGUCUUUAAAAAUAUAAAGAAGAGAAUAUGUUAAAUAUAUGUUAUUAAAAGGAAAAGCAAUAUGCAGUUCAGCAAUGCAACUAUGACCAGUGGCUUUUAAAGCUGCUUUAUAGACAUGAGCGUUUCAAAAUUAGACUCCUUUUCUCAGAAAGGGUUUCAUUCUUAAGAAGGUAUGUUCCAUCUGCAAGUCAAAGAGGUUGGUCUGAACUAUUGUAUCAGCUAUUGUGUCAACUAUUGUAUUUAAAGAGCAAUACACUUCAUGGUAAGCUUAAAAAAACAACAAAAAACAUGAACCCAUGUAGCAUUAAAAUGAUCUCCUUAUGCAUUGACUUAACAAAUAGAAGUCUGUAACCUCAAGUUUUGUCAAAAGGAAAAACCUGUGUAAAUAGAAAUAUUUGUAUAAUAUUAAAAUGUUAUUUAAUUGUAAUAAUUUUAUGACUGCAAAUAAAA